Messenger RNA from Monosiga brevicollis MX1, 1212 nucleotides. RefSeq lists its product as uncharacterized. The transcript has a single exon. Lineage: Eukaryota; Choanoflagellata; Craspedida; Salpingoecidae. The coding region runs from base 1 to 1212 and encodes 403 amino acids. Gene Ontology annotation, molecular function: protein-folding chaperone binding. The record is from RefSeq and is a predicted model, not a curated record.
AUGUUUGGUUUCCCACGUUUUACCCAGCCCGACUACGGCUACUACACCCCCCGUGCCCCGCGCCAAGUCUACCGCGACCCUUAUCAGCGGGCCGCUUAUCGCCAUCCGUACGAGUACUUUGACGACGAAGACCAGUACGUGGCUGACCCCUGGGCCGUUCAACGCCAAAAGCAACAGCUUCGACGCCAGCAAGAGCUAGCCGCCCAACAAGAGCGUGAACGGCAGCUGCGUUUGAAACGACAGCAACAACAGCAGCGCCAGCAACAGGUCAAGGCUCGCCAUGCCCAACUACGUGCCUACAAUGAAGCAGCCACCAUCAUCCAGCGCGCCUGGCGUCGACACAGCGCCCAAGUCCAGGCUGAACGCGAAGCGCACGCCGCAGCCGUCGUUACCCGCUGCGUCCGACGAGUAGCCGCCGCCCUGCGCGCACGGCGUGUCCUCGACUCGCUGCGCCGUCUGGCUGAGGCACGCAAGCAACUCGAUGAGCUUGCCAGCGACUUUACCUCCACCAUGCGAGGCUAUCGUGCUCUUUUGAUGUUUACAGAUCAAGUGGAGAAGCUCAUCCUUCGCCUGGAUGCCAUCCCCCAUCACCGCAACGACUACGUACGAGCGCGUCGCAAGGCCAUCGUUCGUGAUGCGCAACAAGUUUUGCGCCUGGCCGACGUGGUGUUGCACACGUUCAACCGACAGGCUACCGUGGCCCAGCGCGCCUUCCGAGCUUGGCGCAUGCGCCACCAGGCCACGGCCCGCGACCAGGCUGCCCGCGUGGUGACGCGCUGCGUUCGCAAUGCCCCGGCCAUUCGCGAGGCCAAGGCUGUGCGCCGAGAUCUGGCCCAGAUGCAGGAGCAGCUCGCUGCACUCCGGAGCCUUGAGGCCGACUAUCAGCGCUCCUUGCAAGAGAUGGCCAAACUGACGCAGCGCCUCAGCAAUCAGCACCGCUCUGAGCUUGCUGCCGCCGUCGCACAGCAUGCCGCUACCACUCGAGCUCAGCGCACGAGCGCGCUGGCGCAGGCUUCUUGGCCGCAAUGGGCCGAUCCCAAUGCACCUACCAUUCUUACCAGCUGCCCCCGUGAUGAGGAUGCUGCCCAAGAUGAGCCGAUGCCAUCAACCACGCCAACGACUGCGUCACCAUCGACACAUGCACCAGCCACUUCUCAGCCCAGUCACAAGCGGGCUCGCCGGAACAAGAAGCGAGGUGGCAAGAAGCACUAA